AAUUUUCAAAACAAAUCCUUAAAUUAAGUGUACAUACCAAGUCUACGUAACAGAACUAUAAUUAAGGGAAAAAUACGAAAUUAAUUAGGAGCAAAAAGUGAAGUGAGAAUAUAAAUUGAGAGACAAAUAUUUUAACGAGAAGUGGAAGUGGAAAUCCUCGUCCUCACGGAAAGCACGAUAUUCGACUCUCAUUCAUUCAAUUCAAUCCAACAAGCUUCCAUCAACCAACGCACAACUUUCCCAGAUAUUUCGUGCUUCGUUGUAAACCCACCAAUUUCUCUCAGAACCAAAAAUAAAAAAAUAAAAUCCAAUUUUCGAUUUAUCAGUGUUGUGCUGUGCAAAAUAACCCAUUUUUCCUUAUAUAGAAAACUUCUUCUCUCGCCAUGGGUUGCGGCUACUCCCUUCCAGAUAGGGAUUCAAGGCAGCUAGGUCGACCCAAUUCAGAGAAUGGUGGAGGUCAAGACGCUAAGAAUCUUCGCGUCAAGCUUGUCCUCUUAGGCGAUUCUGGUGUUGGUAAGAGCUGUAUUGUUCUGAGAUUUGUUCGUGGUCAGUUUGACCCGACAUCGAAGGUAACUGUUGGAGCUUCUUUCUUGUCACAAACAAUCGCUCUUCAAGACUCUACAACAGUCAAGUUUGAAAUAUGGGAUACCGCUGGUCAAGAGAGGUAUGCUGCAUUGGCACCACUGUAUUAUCGUGGUGCAGCGGUUGCAGUUAUUGUCUACGAUAUAACAAGCCCAGAAUCUUUCAGCAAAGCACAGUACUGGGUUAAGGAGCUACAAAAACAUGGAAGCCCUGAUAUAGUGAUGGCAUUAGUUGGUAAUAAAGCUGACCUUCACGAGAAGCGGGAAGUGGCUGUUCAGGAUGGCAUGGACUAUGCAGAGAAGAAUGGAAUGUUUUUCAUAGAGACAUCUGCAAAGACAGCGGAUAAUAUAAAUGAACUGUUUGAGGAAAUUGCCAAAAGACUGCCUCGCCCAGUAAUUACUUAAUGCAGUUGUUCACUUGCUUUGGAUCCUAUGAAGUUGUAAUGUAUGAGUUUAUGUUUUAUGUAUAUUUUGGUUAGAUAACAUCUCUGAUCUUAUAUUAACUUGUAAUAUUAUUAUUAUGGACACCUUGUCACGCAGAUGAUAUGAUAUCCACAAGUAUGAGUCUUGUCUAUUAUGAUUUCAUAUAUUCAAUUUAGGAUGCGAUAUUAGACACCAUGCUUUGUGAUCAUCCCUAAUGUUUCAUAUUGACAAGAUGUUUGGGAUUAUCGAGACUAUCCUUAAAAAACGUUAUUUUUGACGCA
Molecule: messenger RNA, 1285 nt
Organism: Cicer arietinum (chickpea)
Lineage: Eukaryota; Viridiplantae; Streptophyta; Magnoliopsida; Fabales; Fabaceae
Product: ras-related protein RABF1
Molecular function (GO): GTP binding; GTPase activity
Source: RefSeq, a predicted model, not a curated record